Molecule: messenger RNA, 1526 nt
Organism: Hipposideros armiger (great roundleaf bat)
Lineage: Eukaryota; Metazoa; Chordata; Mammalia; Chiroptera; Hipposideridae
Gene: ZNF696
Product: zinc finger protein 696
Exons: 3
Coding region: 56-1429 (457 amino acids)
Biological process (GO): regulation of transcription by RNA polymerase II
Cellular component (GO): nucleus
Molecular function (GO): RNA polymerase II transcription regulatory region sequence-specific DNA binding; DNA-binding transcription factor activity, RNA polymerase II-specific
Source: RefSeq, a predicted model, not a curated record
CCCUCACCGUGGCCUCCAGGGCAGCCGAUGCACAGUUUUUUUCCGGAGGCCUAGAAUGUCAACGGAAGUCCCCGCGCACCGGCCUCUAGGGCAGCUGAGCGCACAGUUCUCCGGAGGCCUAGAGCGUCAAUGGACGUGCCCAAACCGGGUCCUCCAAGGCAGCCGAGCGCAGUCCUCCGGCGGCCUAGGGCGUCGCCGGAAGUGCUUGCGAGGCGGGCGAAGGGGACGGCCGCGCUUCGGGUGGACAGCGUCUCUGCAGGUGUCCCCACCUCUGGUGUUUCUGAAGGGAGGGGAGCCCAGGCCUGGGUCCCCAGACGCCAUGGAGAAGGCCGGCCUGCUGGCCACACGCACAGCACGGGCAGCAAGUGUUGGCCAGGCUCCUGAGCAAGGGGCUGAGAGCACAGGGUUGACGCCACGGCAGGGAGCUCCAGAAGAGGGGCAGCACCACGGCGAGAGAACGCCAGGGCAGUGCCAGAGGCCCCCCCGGCCACUGGGGUGUCUGGACCUGUGUGGGAAUGAGGAAGCUGGACAGAGGCCCAGAGAGGCCCCUCAGAGCCCAGCUGGCUGUGAGGAAACGGGGGGUCAGAAUGGCCGUGAGGACAGUGCGUCCGGGUCAGACCCCACGCUGAACACCGGCUCCGGGACGGAGGGCAGAGGCCCCUGGAAAGGGCGGCCCUACCGGUGCAGCGCCUGCGACAGGAGCUUCAAAUGCUAUUCGGAUGUGGUGAAGCACCAGAGCAUUCAUUCUGGGGAGAAGCCCUAUGAAUGCAGCGACUGUGGGAAGGCGUUCAUCCAUAGCUCACACGUCGUCAGGCACCAGCGAGUUCACAACGGGGAGAAGCCGUACGUGUGCAAGGAGUGUGGGAAAGCCUUCAGCCAGAGCUUCAACCUGGUCCGGCACCAGCGCGUGCACACCGGGGAGAAGCCGUACGACUGCGCCGAGUGCGGCAAGGCCUUCGGCCAGCGGUCCGACGCCGUGAAGCACCAGAGAACGCACAGCGGAGAGCGGCGGUACGAGUGCCGCGAGUGCGGGAAGGCCUUCAUCCACAGCUCCAACGUGGUCCGGCACCAGAGGACGCACCACCGGGAGAACCCGUACGCGUGCGGCGAGUGCGGCCAGGCCUUCAGCCAGAGCUCCAACCUCAUCCAGCACCAGCGCGUGCACACGGGCGAGAAGCCCUUCGCCUGCCCGGAGUGCGGCCGCGCCUUCAGCCGCAGCUCCUUCCUCAGCGAGCACCGGCGCAUCCACACCGGGGAGAAGCCGUACGCGUGCGCCGAGUGCGGGCGCGCCUUCCGGGCGCUGUCGGGCUUCUUCCGGCACCAGCGAAUCCACACGGGCGAGAAGCCCUUCCGCUGCACCGAGUGCGGGCGCGCCUUCCGCCUGAGCUUCCACCUCAUCCAGCACCAGCGGGUCCACAGCCGGGAGUGAGGGGGCGGGGCGGGGCCACGGGCGGCACCGCCCACCCGGGUGGAGCGCGGCCUUCCCCGCCCCCUACCGAGAUAAUAAAGCUGCCUGGGCGCCUUCA